Molecule: messenger RNA, 3264 nt
Organism: Gasterosteus aculeatus aculeatus (three-spined stickleback)
Lineage: Eukaryota; Metazoa; Chordata; Actinopteri; Perciformes; Gasterosteidae
Product: transmembrane protein 14C
Biological process (GO): regulation of heme biosynthetic process
Cellular component (GO): mitochondrial membrane
Source: RefSeq, a predicted model, not a curated record
UCUGUGUCACGUAAGUUGUCCACUCGCUGGCAGAAACUGCUCUGCCUCGGGGCGGUCGUCGGCCAUGGACCGGCUCGGGUUCGGCUACGCUGCGCUGGUGUGCGCGGGAGGAAUCCUCGGAUACGUGAAAGCAGGCAGCGUCCCCUCUCUGGCUGCAGGGCUCCUGUUUGGCCUGCUGGCUGCAGUCGGUGCUUAUCUGCAGUCUCGAAAUCCCCAAAAUGUCUGGCUCUCACUUGGCACCUCGGGGACUCUGGCUGUGGUGAUGGGACUGAGAUUUCUCAACUCCUGGAAGUUCAUGCCAGCUGGUUUGAUGACUUUAGCGAGUGCGAUUGCCUCGUUGCUGGCGUUGGAGAUCAGAGAUCUGAGGCUGGCGGGCACAGACAUUGGGAAGCAGACGUUCAUCAAGGCGCGCAGGUCGUAUCCCUCGGGCCAGUCUGACUGAAGAGAGUGAGCAACGAGUCACCGAAGCAUCACAACAAAAGAAAAGGAAGUGAGGUUAAAUAGUCUGAUAUUAGCUCCAUAGAAUGAGAGGACGUCCCCAUGAUUUGAGAGAUACUGGUUGGUUACAUCCUCCAUGAAAGCAGAGAUAUGACGUGUCCCACUGCGUUGGGACGGUUUACCAGCACCUGGCAGGUCUUGAAGAUCUCGUCCACCUCACUGUUGCCAGGAAACCGGGGUACUAGUGUGUAGAGCUCCGCCAUGAUGCCUCCCACGGCCCAGAUGUCAACGGGGAAGCUGUAGGAUCUUUACUAGUAGAAGCUCUGCGGCUCUGUACCUGUCAACAGCACGAGAGGAUAUUUAUGGCACAUUUGCGUUAAGUCAUUUAGUAUAAACACAGAAUAAAUGUUUGUGUCUCUCACCAUCAACUAUUGAGAGUGGGGUCGGUUCAGUCAAUUGAUAAAAGAGCAUAUUUGGUGCUUUGUCAUAGUAAAGAUGGAAAAUCCCAAUUUAGCAGUCAUAUAUUAUGUUGUGUUAGUUGAUAGGAAAAUGAUUAGUAUGCUAAUGUUGUGUAAUAGUAGCCAACUGAGCCACAAUAAUAGUGAUUAUCAGUUCAUUUUCCCAAACAGAUUUUUCUAGUGAGUACCAAUUUAAGUCUUUUUAGGAUUGAGCUAAUCUACUUUAUAUCACAGCAGGCCUUAAUAUGAGUCGUAAGUAUAUUUCAGGUCUGACUGCAGACCGUGUCUCGUUAUCAUUGCUCCGAUCUUGUAGAAGAAAUUUGUCUCACCAUCUUGUGGACACAUAAUCAGUGAAAGGAUUCAGCGGGCGGGUUUCUCUUGCUAGUUCAAAAUCUGCAGUCUUAACCAGCUCUGGCCCAUGCAGAGCAAGUUCUCCGGUUUCAUGUCACGAUGACAAUACCCUGCAAGACAAGAGGCAGUCGGCUAAACCCGUGCUGAUGCUCAGAAUUGUCUUGAUUUGACUAAAUCAAACAAAAACGUUAGCGCGUAUAAGUUUCUACCGCUAUCAAAACCACCGGCACUUUAUACCACUCUGUGUCGAGGCCAAAAACAAAAGGUGUUUUAACCAGUCAAGUCUUGGAAAGAAAAAGUGAAAUACAGCAGGAGUCUCUUACCGUGCUUGUGCACAAAUGCUAAGCCAGACAAAACCUGGAACAGAACGUUUCCUAUCCCAUUUGCAGAAAAUAUCUUAACUUCCCGCCAGCGGCAAGUGGUAAAAUACAAAGAGAAGAAAGAAGGAAUUAGAAGAAAAACGCGAUUAGGAAACAAUCACUCAUUAUUGAAUUGGGAAAGAAACCAGCAUCGACAAGCACCAGAACUAGUGCUGAUAGAAGAGAGAUAAACCUGUUCAGUUAAGCUUUGGUACCAUUCACACCUCCUCUUCUCACAGGAGAAGUGAGUCAUUUUGGGCUAAAGCAAAUCCUGUGAUGCACCAUUUCUUAUGUCCACCAUUCAUGUGCUUUUGGAUUUUCUAUUCGCUGAAUUCUAAACUAUUUAUACCAGGACUGUGCGGACAAGGUUGUUGAAACAGUAUUGUAAAAGACGGAAAAAACACCACGAAGGCUGUUGAAAGGCUUUCCUGGAUGUCACCUACCAUGUCUAUGAAUAAAGGACGCUCCCUGUAAUAUCUGAAAUGUCACGUUUCUGACGACUGUCUCAGGGAACAACUUGUUUCUGCAAAAACUGAGAACGAAACAUGAUGACUCAAUGUGACCCGGAUACUUGCAGAAUUAUACAAGAAAAAUAACACAUUUUGCUGUGGGAUUUUUUUUUCUUUCUUUCAUGAGUUGAUAGAGGUUUUCUUUCAUAUACUCAAAGACAAAGUCGAGGAAGUUGUUUUCUCUGAGGACUUCCCUUAGUUUCACCACAUUGGUAUGGUUCAGCUUCUUAAGUGACUUACAUCGAAAGUAAUUAGGAGACAUAUAAAAGUCAUUUAGAAUCAUCUCAUUAUGAAAGUUUACAACCUUAAAUACUGUAAUAUAGUGUUUGACGUUUUGUGUAAAGCUUUUUCACUCAUUCCUGAAGGCCUGAUGUACAAAAAAACAUCAAUUGCCAAGAAUAGUUUGAUCUGUCAGUGCUUUUUCAGACAGAAAUUACAUUUAGCAGCAGACAUCUUCCAUGUUCAAGUUAAGACUGGACCUACAGCGGGCCAAGGAUUAAUGUUCAUUUCUCACUAAAAUGCUUCAAUAAUGUGUAUUUAAUAUACAUAUUUACAUCGUUAAAACAUGUAUGCCGUACACAUAAGACAUUAUUUGCAUUGCUAGUUUAGCGAAGAUACAUGACUAUUGCAAAUAUGUGCAGAAGGAUUGGUGGUUUAAAAGAUAUUAUUUCAGAAUAUGGCAGUUAUUGCUGGCAAAUUGUAUCUAAAAGCUGCGGUUUGAACUAGUGGAGAUUUCUUGUCUGACCAUAAUUACUCUCACUUCCCUUAGAUUCAAACACUCAUCCCAUGAAUAAAACAGACAUGCAUAACUAUUUUCAGCGAUACGAAUAGGCAUUUCAGUUUUAUCAUCAGGCUACUAUUGCUGUUAGAGGUACCAUGAGCUAAUACAGGUAUUCACAAAGGGGCAAAGCGUGUUUUUACAUUUUUUCAUUUGAAGGAUCAAUUGCUUAGACUAUGUACAGCAAAACUCUGACUGGGUCAUUCCUGUUUUGUGUUGCCACUGUAUAAUAUGUCUUGCUCUCUUCAUGGUGUCCAUGGGAUACCAAAAAAAAAUGUUGCGUCAUUGUUGUACCCAUAAUAACAUUUGUAUAUCUCUAUGUAAUAUAUAAAUAUUUAGAGGUGCAUCAUUAUAAUGUUUUGCACGUGUAA